Molecule: messenger RNA, 23337 nt
Organism: Xyrichtys novacula (pearly razorfish)
Lineage: Eukaryota; Metazoa; Chordata; Actinopteri; Labriformes; Labridae
Source: the annotation of a GenBank genome assembly
UAAGAGUCUGACGGGGAAGUGGAGAGGAGAUGGAUGUUCUUUUCUGUUCAGAUGGAGGAUCCCUGACGGUCAGAUGAAGACAGAAGAAAGUUCUGCGGAUUGAGCCGCUCUGUCUUUGUGGUUUUAGAUCUUUUCUGUUUCAGUUGGAGGAGCUCGCUGAAGCAGGGGAUGAUGGGAAACAAGACCAGUCAAAGAGUUCCUGAUAGAUCAGACCACGGUAGGAUUCAACACAACGUCUCUGAGGCAGAACUUUGUCUCCAAACAGUCAGAGUUUAUUCCAGCAAAGAUAAGAGACGAUGAUGAGUAUCUGGAACAAAGAGGGCGGACACACACACACACACACACACACACACACAGUUAUACACACACACACAGACACACACACACACACACACACACACAGGCGUGUACUCACCUGUUGAACCAGUUUUUACGCCGGUCUAUCAGACGAGCUUCAGCGAGUCUCUAAAUUCUCUGUUUCAUCUUUCGUAAACCUCGAUGUAAAUAUGUGCAAACCAGAACACCACCCUUGAAAUCCACCCUUGAAUAAACUGUGUAGUUCAAUGGACAAAGAGUUGUCAGAACACAGACACCGGACUCUAAGUUCUUGAUGUUUUGACCCGGUUACGAGAGUGCAGGGCUCAAGGUUUUUCACGGACACCAGUUUGAGUUUAAGAGGUUUUUCUGUGAAGCUGGUUCAAAGCUGAAAAUCAGUAACAGCUCGUCUUCUUUAUUAGAAACUCAAAGGACAGUAUCAAGGAUCACCGCCCAGGAUGGAAGUGUUGCCUUCGCUCCUCAGAUCAGUGGAGUCCACGUACAGGGGAACGUGAAUAUGAAUGUAAACGGUAAAUGUUGAAAACUAUGGAGUCCGUGUUUGUGUGUUUUUCUUCACUCAUGGAAACGAGUCACUGAAAGGCUUUUAAAUGUUUGAUUAUCUCAGUCGAUAUUUCUCUUUCAGUGAACUCUUCCACUCCCCCAGAAGAUCCUGCUCCUCCGGAAAAUAAAGGUACCGUUUAUGUUUUUUCUUAAAGAGCCGCAUCGGUUUAAAAGUGCGUUCACACCAAACAUGAAUAAAUCAUCAUCGUCGUCAUCGUCUUCUUCUGCUUCAUCCGGGUCCGGGUCGCGGAGCUUCAGGAGGGAAGCCCAGACGGCCCUCACCCCGGCCACUUCCACCAGCUCCUCCUCCGGGGGGAUUCCCAGGCGCUCCCAGACCAGGAGAGAGAUAUAAUCCCUCCACCUGGUCCUGGGCCGACCACGAGAUCUCCCCAUCCCCAUCUCUAAGGCUGAGCCCGGACACCCUGAGGAGGAAACCCAUUUCAGCCGCUUGUAUCUGCGAUCUUGUUCUUUCGGUCAUUACCCAAAGUUCAUGACCAUAGGUGAGGAUCGGCACGUAGAUCGACCGGUAAAUCCAGAGUCUCUCCUUACGGCUCAGCUCUUUCUUCACCACCACUGAUCGGUUAAACGUCUUCAUCACUGCUGACGCCGCUCUGAUCCGCCUGUCGAUCUCCCGCUCCAUCCUACCCACACUCAUGAACAAGAUCCUGAGAUACUUGAACUCCUCCACCUGAGACAGGACCGCCCCUCUGACCUGGAGAAGGUGAUCUACCUUUUUCUGACUGAGGACCAUGACCUCGGACUUGGAGGUUCUGAUUCUCAUCCCAGCCGUGAACCGCCCCAACAAGAGCUGAAGGUCACUGCUCAACGAACUGGACAUCCUCCACCCCCCCGGCUGCGCCUUAAAAAUUCUGUCCAUAAAGGUUCUGAACAGAACCGGUGACAAAGGGCAGCCUUGGAGGAGUCCAACUCUCACUGGAAACGAGUCCGACUCACAGCCGGCUACACGGACCGAGCUCGUGCUCCUUUGGUAAAGGGACUGGACGGCCCUCAAUAAGGAACCAUCUACCCCAUACUCCAGGAGCACCCCCCACAGGAUUCCCCUAGGGACACGGUCGUAGGCCUUCUCUAAGUCCACAGUUUCCCCCUCAGCUCCUCCUCUCCCCUCAAGCCCCGCCCACAAACAGACGCUCCUGCUCGCUCGUAUCGUUCCAGUUAAAUUCAGAUAUAAUGCAGAUAAAUCCUUCAGAUCAUUACAAAUGGGGCCCAGUCAAGGUGAAAGUCAAAAGCAUUGGUGCUACUGUAGAUGCCAACAGACUACCAGCAAACACAAUGUUUGCAGGACUUCUACAACGAGGAUAAAGUGACAUAGUCCAGGACCCGAGGGAGGACAGUUUAGCGAUGGCGCUACAACACGCUACAGCAGGUCCGUUUGACAAGAAACACUUCUGUUACAGACACUUGUCUUACUUUGUUAAAGCGGUUUACCUGUCCAGCAGAAAGGUUACAGGGUCACCAAGAUCCCCAAGCGUCCCCCAUGGUUUAUGUUGACCCGGCUUUUUAGCUCUUGUCCGGUCUACCUCCGUUUUAAGCGCCCGUUAUUCCUCCAGAGUCUCCGGUAUUUACUUUGUUUUCUUGCUUGUGUCGGCAGUCGUGGCCAAAGGAGGAUUCGGACAAUUUUCCGAACUUUCUGGUUGGUUUCUACUGUCCGAUAUUGUAGCACGCUAACUUUGUUUGGGCUCCUGAACGACACUGGGGAGCAGCGUCUGCCUCACAACCAAUCAGGUUAGAGGAGGUGGAGAACGGCUUUGUUUACAGUCAGAAAGAGCGGACCGCUCAAAAAUGUUCAAAUGUUGACGACACAGACAGAAGAGAACACAGAGAUAUCGAUAUAUUACCAAAUAAUCAAUAACUAAUAACUAUUGACUGAUAUUAGAAGAUUAUUUGUAUUAAAACCACAAAAUAAAAAGAUGCUUCUUUAACGGGUUCCGGCCGACCCCACCUUUAAGUGAGUAGAUAUUUUUAUUCAUGCUUGGUGUGAACUCAGUGUUAGCCUUCAAAUAUCUGAUCGAUGGCGCUCAAGAUCACACAGAUCCAUCCAAAGAAUUCCCACCAAAACCAAGUCCCCAUCAAAUCUGGUUCUGGUACAUUCAGGGUCUGGUUAUGUGGUUUUGUUCUCAGACACUUGAACAGAUGCAGAACUUUCUAACUACAGUUUUAUUCAUCUUCCAGAUUACAUCCCAAAGUGCCGAGCGUCACUAAAAUCUUUCCUCGACACUGAAACGAGGAACUUGUUUCAAGGCACAAAAGAUACCGGAUCAUCGUCUCCGUUAGACAAGAUCUACACUGAGCUGUACAUCACAGAAGGGGAGAGUGGGGGGGUCAACAGUGAACAUGAAGUGACUGAACUCCAGCGUCACAGAAGUUCAGGUGAGGAGAAGAAAAUCAUCCUCAAUGACAUUUUUAAACCUCUACCAGAUGAAGACGACCCGCCCCGGAUAGUCCUGACCAAGGGGAUCGCUGGCAUCGGAAAAACUGUCUCUGUGCGUAAAUUCACUCAGGACUGGGCGAGAGGGAAAGCCAACCAAACUAUCCAGUUUUUAUUUCCAUUCACAUUCAGAGAGUUGAAUUUAAGUCAAGAUAAAGAAUGGAGUCUCAUGGAGUUAAUUGGAGACAAUUUCGAUGAAGUGAAGGACUUGGAAGCUGCGGACUAUGAAGGUUUCGGUAUUUUAUUCAUUUUUGAUGGUUUGGAUGAAAGCAAACUCUCUCUGAACUUCAACAAACACAAAAUAUGUCGUAGUAUUACAGAGCCUACCACAGUGGAUGUCCUUCUGACCAACCUGAUCAGAGGUAAACUCCUGCAUCAAGCCUCAAUCUGGAUCACAGGUAGACCAGCGGCAUGCACAACGAUCCCCCCUGAAUUCAUCAACAGGGUGACCGAGGUACGAGGCUUUACCGAUGAGCAGAAAAAGGAGUACCUGCAAAAGCAGGUGAGAGACAAGAAGGUAGCCAAGAAGAUCUUAAAACAUCUACUUUCAAAGCCCCUCAGAAGUCUCUACAUCAUGUGCCACAUCCCCAUCUUUUGUUGGAUUUCAGGAACAACUCUUCAGAGUCUUCUGACAAAACCACAACCAGGUGAACUUCCCAAGACUCUGAGUGGAAUGUACACACACUUCCUGAUUGUUCAGACACAGAUUACCUGUGAGAAGGAUUAUGAUGGUCCUAAGACUGACAUGGAGCUGAUCAUGAAGCUGGGAAAGCUCGCUUUUGAACAACUGCGGGUGGGCAACAUGAUCUUUGAUGGGAAGGUCAUGGAAAAAUAUGACAUUGACCUGAAACAAGCAGCAGAUUAUUCAGGAGUUUGCACACAGAUCAUCAAAAAGGAAUAUGGUCUUCACAAACAAGAGAUGUACUGCUUCAUACAUCUGAGUGUCCAGGAAUUUCUGGCAGCUCUUUAUGUUUUGGAGACUUUCAUCUGUAGUGGAGAAAACGUCCUUCCCAGCAAGACGGAUGAGGAAAGGACAGAACCUUCAAUCCUCCUCCUCCACAGGGAUGCGGUGAAUAUGGCUUUGGACAGCAAGAAGGGACAGUGGGACUUGUUCUUACGUUUCCUGCUUGGUCUUUCUCAAGAUAACAACCAGAGGCUCAUUCAGAAAGUGUUUGGAUUUGAAGCAGGGGGUCCACGAAGCAACGAGGAGUCAAUCCAUUACAUCCAUCAGAGGAUCAGGAGACUGUCCUAUCAUGAGCAGAGAAUCAAUCUGUUCCACUGUUUGAAUGAGCUGGGGGACCAGACUCUUGUAAAGCAAGUCCAACAGUACCAGAACUCGGGAGAUGUUAGUAAACUCUUACCCCAACAUUGGUCGGCUCUGGCCUAUCUACUGCUGGUUUCAUAUGAAGACCUGGAUCUCUUUGACCUGAAGAAGUUCUCCAGAUCAGAGGAGGUUCUGGAGAGGCUGCUGCAUGUGUUCAAAGAAUCAAAGGUUGCUUUGUGAGUAUUUGACCUCAUUGAAAACCAGAUCCUCCAGAAGUCUCAGGUUGUGUUCUUCUCAACAGCUCUUCCUUCCCACUUCAGGUUGGAUGACUGUGGGCUCACUGACAGGAGCUGUCGGGACAUCUCAUCAGUCCUCAGCAGUGAGUCCUGUUCUCUGGUGGCCUUAGACCUUAGCAGAAACAAGUUUCGGGACACUGGAAUGGCACUGCUGGCUGAGGGUCUGCAAAGUCCCAACUGCAAACUCCAGAAGCUCGUGUAAGUGCAGCUGUUGUACUCUCCUACAGUUGACUAUGUUACAACCUUGAGAACAUCUGACGAUCAGUUCAACGAUUAAAGGUCUAGACUGAUAGAAACAUGUUAGCGAGCCACAGUGCUGACACACAGUUCUCAGUUCAUCGUUACCAUGGCAACUAACAGCUCCUCGUCACCAUGGAACUUCAUCAUCAUCAUCACUAAUGCCACGAAGACUUGGUCAAAGAGUGUCUCAGAAGCAGGACUGUGUUGGGGUUCAGGGUCUACAGAGGAGCAGAGCUGUGUCUAAGUGUUCCUGGAAGAGCUGAGUCUUCAGUUUUUACUCUGUCAGGUCGGUCUGAUCCUCCUGACGGUAUCGAUGACAAAUUAGUACGACCAAGCAAUCAUGGCCCUAAAGGGUUUGCUGGUCAUCCAUCAUGACACCCAGAUUCAGGUUUAGGGGGUGUCCAUAUAGAUUCUCAUUCAUCCAGGUCAUGGUUUUCUUGAAGACUCCAAAAACAGGCGACUAGACUGUGUCGAGUUGAGAAGACGUUUCUCCUCUUAUCCAAGAAGCUUUUUCAGUUCUAAAUAUUGCUGGUGUGAGGAGCAGAUAUUUAUCUUACUGGAGAAGGGGGACAGACAACGACUGGGACGAGUUAAAAGAAUGGGUCAUAGAAACCCAUCUGUGGGUGUGUCCCCGAGAGUCGUUAACCUGAAAGGGUCGUUAACGACUCCUCGCAGGAAGCUCCACGAACAUUCACACCUGGAAAAAGAGGAUUUCAUGUUCGAUAAUUAACAUUUAUCUGUUUAAAGCAGGACGGUAUAAAACGAUGUCUAAAAUGAGUUUGAUGUAGAAAAGACGACCACAAAGACCACAUUUGGAUGACAACUCGUCCCCAAAAGAAUGUUAUGUAGACGUCGAUAAAAGACGUUGUCUGGAGGAACAGUCUGCACCUUCAGCGACCUGAAUUGGUGUCGUUUAGACGUCUCUCUGCACAGUGAAAAGGUUCACCAGUAUUUGCUCUUAUUUUCGCCCCCAACAUUGACCCUUUUUUUUUCUUUUAGCUUAAGUGACUGUGGCGUGACGAAAGAGGGAUGUCAAUCUUUGGCCCGAGCUCUGACCUCUAACCCCUCACACCUGAGAGAGCUGGAUCUCAGCAAGAACAGAUUCUGCGAUGAAGGACUGGAGCCUCUCUCAGAGAUCCUCAACAGAUGUUCUUUGGAAACGCUGAGGUACCGUCCAGUUUGAUGAUCUGUUUUGUUAGCGGGCCUCGUCACCGACUGACUGGUUAAAACCCAGAAUCCUUUACAUGGCAGGAAAAGACCAUUUCAGCUGUUUGUUGGGGGGCCUGUCCACCCUAUCAGACCCCCAAGAGUCCUGUUAGUUGGUGGACUAGAGUACGUUGUAGAGUUAGUCCGAAGGGUUGGUGAUAGAGGAACGGUUCUGGACCCUGUCAAAUCUAAAGGGCCCAUCCUCUGAGGAGCAAGAAAGAGACAUCCUUGACUGUCUGUGAGAUUUUUCAGAACCCAGUUGGACUUUGCCCUGAAGUCCUUCUCGGGGGACCAUGACUCUCCUCUGCAAACUUCUCCAGUAUUUUAGAGCAUUUCUUCUGCACGCCUGGUAACCCAGUUUCUGUCCUCUCUGCAGGUUAUGUGGGUGUGGCAUUGCAGGAACUGCACCUUUAGGUAGAUUGUGGUGAGGAAACAGUCCCACUAGUUUAGGAGCUGUAAAGGUAUCGAACCCUCAGACCUUUGGAAACUGAGCAGAACUGAACAAACACUUUGAUUUCUGAACCUGAACCUGAACCUGAACCUGAACCUGAACCUGAACCCAGCUGAUUACUGGACUAACAGCUGAGGAAUGAGACACAUCAGAUGGAGGUUGUUGGAGGUCACUCCGCUCUGCUCUGGUUGGAGAUGUUCUGCUCGUUUCCUCCUGUGUCCCUUUCUUUCUUUUCUUCGGUUAUUCUGAUGAGGAUUUAGUUUGCUGGAAAGUUCUAAUGCCGACUGUAGAAUCUGGUCUCCUGCUGCACACGUCCAACCACCACCAGCAGAGAACUGGGUUGGCUUUCAGAGAGAGAAGUGUAGAAGUUUAGAAGGUCUGGAGCAGCUGGUAGAGAAAUAAAGAGGAACAGAGAUUUGAGUGAAAGGUUUCCUGAGCCCAGUUCUCACAAAACCAACAAACUUUAUGAUUUCUGAAACUGAAAAAACUUUUUUUUUUCUCUCAAAGUCUUUUCAACACAAACCUACGAGAAGAAACUGCUGCAGCUCUGGCUUCAGCUCUGAACCCUGCCCGCCUGAAGGAACUGGACCUGGGGGGGAAUGUUCUCGGUGAUGGUGGAGUGGAACAGAUUUCAGGUCUGCUGAGGAAUCCGGUCUGCAAAGUGGAAACGCUGAGGUGAGCCGUAACAGAAACGUGAGAAACAAGAUCCUGGAUAAUUCAGAAGAUACACUCCUGUUUUUAUGAAGGCCUUUUCCCUGUGGAUGUGGAUAUUUCUGUCUCUCCAGUUUUUACACUCUGCUUCAUGUCCGACCUCCAAAAACCAAAAUACCUCCACACCACCGACGUUUUCCUAACGCCAGUGUUGUGGUUGACAUUGAUGUGGUCAUCUGUUGAGCCUUCAUGGUCAUUUCUGUCGGGGGUAGCACUCAUUUUCUUUGUUUCUCACCAACAGUGCUGUCGGCUUCACCUGUUAAAGUGCUAUGGUUGGGUGGAGCUGCUGUCUGCUACGACGCUGCAGUUGGUUGAUACUUGGUUCUAAUUCAGAACAUGAUUGGUUCAGACCCGGAGACACGCCCCUUUUCAUUGGCUGUUCGUAUAGUCGACCAAAACAUGUCAGAAUGACGACUAUUGAAAAGCAUAUUGAUCGUGUUUUAUAUUGAUAUUGAGGGAAAUUAAUUCUUAAUAUUCCUUGUUAUCAUUUUAUCGCCCAGCCCUCUGCCAAGAUGGAAGGAGACCAGUUUAUGGUUGGUACUGUUCUGUAGGGAUUCCCUCUGAACUUGUUCUGCAGGGUCAGAAAUGGGGGUUCUGGUGGGAGCACAGUCAGUCUGUGGAGCCUGGCCCAUGUUGGGUGAAGGUCUGAAUCAUCAUGGCUGGAAAGUCAAGUUAGUUUUGGUGCAGGUGAAACCGGACCUGGAGGAUUCAGUGGGUCAGAAUCUCGUGUUCGAAGGUCUUUUCAUUCAGGUGGAACAUCUUCACCGAUAAUCAAACUCUUGUUUCUCCAUCAGACUGUCCGGCUGUCGGUUUUCACAGAGCGGCUGCGUUUCCCUGGCUUCUUCUCUGAAGUCCAACCCCGCCCACCUGAGAGUCCUGGAUCUGUCCAGGAACCAGCUCACAGAUGAGGGGGUCGGACACCUGUCUGAAGUGUGGUUUGAGCCGAGCUGUGAGCUGAGGACACUGAGGUGAGUCCGGUCUAAAGGACCAUCUGAUCCUCAUGGUUGUCUCUGUUACGGUAACACUCAACAGAAGAACUUUAUCUACAGCUGCGACACCUUCAGGGUCUUCGGAUCUCAGAGUACAUUCAAGGUUUUUGAAGGGUUCUGAACUCUGCUCAGAGGUCUUUGUUUUCGGGUCCAGACUUCAUGUUGGAUGUGUUCCUGAUAGUCUGGUUCCUGACACCCUCAGGCAGACCUGUGGUUGUCCGGUCCAUAAUUUGGUGUUUGAUGGUUUCCAGUCUGAGUUGCUGCUCACUCACAUCAGCCUGCUGCCCGUACCUGACGGACCUGAGACCAGCUGCCACCGGAGAGGUCAGACCCUGCCCAGCUCUCAAAGACCUCGACCUGAGCCACAACCUGCUGAAGGAUGAGGGGGUGGAGCUGCUUUGUGAUUGGCUGAGGAAAUCUUGUUGCUGUUUGGAGGUGCUGAGGUGAGGUUCUUGUGUGUUUUGGACUCACUGUUGGACCCAGUCAGCUGCAGCUGUUCGGGUCAGAACCUGUCCAUGGCGGGUUUUUUGUAUCUGAAGUUCAGUCCAGGUCUUUGAGGACUACUGUACCUGGUUUAUAGGAAGUCUUGGUCUGAGUGACUGUUUUUUUCUCUGUCAGGUUGUCUAGGGUGACGGACAGCAGCUGCAGGUCUCUGGCUUCGGCUCUUAAGUCCAACAUAUCACUGAAGGAGCUGGAUCUCAGUCAGACGGACCCAGAAGGGUCUGGUGUGAAGCUGCUGACUGACGUGCAGAGGGACGGUGGAGCUAAACUGCAGACUCUGACAGUGAGACAGUGAUCUGUCUCUAACCCCAACUUUCACCGUAUCUGGAACGGAUCCGAUCGAUUUUUCACCGUCUGCCAAUUCCUACCGGAUCUGUUUGUGAGGCAGAUUCACGUUCAGUCGUACGAUAACGAGUUGUCUCUAUAAAGACAGACACAUAGACAUAUAAGCAGUAGAUUGUGUCCUUCCAGAGGAGGAAAUCUACUUCUAGACUUCUAGAAUCAGCAUCUCCUCAUCCAUGGUGUCAUCGGGGUGAAAUGACGUCUAAAUACUUGAAAGCUUGAAUGGUUACGAUCAGCUGCGAUCGGCAGAUAGGACUACAUGAUCAGCAGCGUGGACUACAUGUCUCCACCUUCUCUGGUUGAGGGACCCAAAUAGACCAGACCGAGUGAAAAUGUCCCAGUUUUAGGUUUUCAGAGAGGACAAACCAGGAAGACAAGGAGGAAACGAUUUUUUCUAAGUUAGUUUGUUACAGAGAUUUUUAACGUGUUUGAAGAACUUCAGUCUCAGAGUAACUUAAUAAACUGUUUUUAUACAACCUAUAAAACGUGACGCUCUUCAUUGCUGACCACAGGACUCUGACAGAUUUAAUUUGUUAUUUCAUCGAAAAUAAAAAGCCGAGACGACAAAGAUGGGAUGAGAGAUUUCUGCUCAUUCGGAGUUUGACAUCAGAAACCGGUUUCUGACGUCGUCCUGGAUCUGGACCCGGUCUCUCGCUGUUCAGCUCUUCGUUGGCAAUGUUCUGUGAAUGUGAGUUUGGAUGAGACUGUGGGGUCAAGAGGCCGAGAAACAACAUUAUUAUUGAUUAUUAUUACAAUUAUUGAUUUAUUUGUUUACUUAAAGACGGGGUGAAAACAUGUCAGUGAACAAAGUUUGAAAAAUGUAAAUAAAAUCUCAUUAAUUUUAUUGAAUUCCUCGUUUUUUUCAUCAUGAUUUAUAUUUAAGUACAUAAGAUAAUAUUUGAGAUUAAACUAUAAACAGCUUAAAUACUCAAAUUAAACUCAUUAAAGAAAUGAAGAUAAAUCGAAAAAACUAGAAAACUGGAUUUAUCUAAAAAAUUAAAUUUUAUAAUGAAACUUUCUGUUAUUUAUUUAUUAAAGCAGGUAUUUAUAUUUAUUAAUAGGAACUAACAUUAUGACCACAUGUUAAAUAAAAAAACACAUUUUACACAAUAUUUGUUAUAUAUUAAAAUACUUUAAACUCUCAGUAAAUGCACAUGUGAUUAUUUAACUAAUUAUUUACGAUAUUUUUAUAAAAUCAUGUAAACCGAUGAUUCUGAUAAAAAAAGUCUCAUAUUAACCAAAGAUGCAUUUAGGAUCGAUGUUAUAAACGAAACCAGUUAACUAUAAAAAAUAAAACUUAAAAAUGACUGUAAAACAAGAUUAAUGUAAAAAACGUUUAUUUUAAUAAAAUUAACAGGAUGAACAACAAAAACAGAACGAAUACAGCAGAUGAACCGAGGUGAGUUUGAGUCCAGGAACCUUUUUCACACAGGGACAAAAAAAUGAUUGUUAAUGUUUCUAAACCCUUAAAAAAACCGAAAACACCAUAAAUCCAAAAUCUGUUUGUUUCAUGAGUGACAGCAGGAGCGCCAACAGAUGAGGGCGGAGUCUAAAGAUCUAAAGAUCUUCAUCGUCUCCGGUUUUCCUUCCUUCACCGACUGAUGGUCAAAGUUCACAGACUAAAGCGGAGAUGCUAAAAGGAAGUGAACUUUUAAGCUCCAUAACUUAAGGGGGGCGACGACAGGAAGUUGCCCCGCUGCCAUAAAAGCUUUAGUUGUGGGUCACGUAAAUCUGAGCCUCAAAUCCAUCUGGAAUAAAUCAGAAUAAUUCAGAAUAAUUAUUAUCUGAACACUGAAACGUCUCAUGACUCAUCGACUCAUCAUUCCUGGAAAAGUUGGUCCUGACACAAACCCAGGUUCAGGUUCAGGUUCUGGGUCCUCAGAGCGGCUCUAAACCCACCAUGUCCACCCAGACUUUGACGAACAGCGUGUCACUGUCGACAUACGAAGCGUUUUGGGGAUCCUCCAGCCUGGCGAGGGGGAUGAAGCAGGAAAAUCCGGUCGCCACGUUCACAGAUUCGGCGGCGGGACGCUGGAAGCUUUUGGAGGAGGGGUCAGGUCUGAAGCUGAGACUGCGGUGGUUCCUGGCUCCACUCUGAUCCAGCAGAGACAGAGAUACAGUCUGUCUGAAAGGCCAAGGCAGCAGAGCAUCAAAGUCCCCCUGCAUCAGGACCACGUACAGGGACAGGUGAGUUCCUCGCCCCUCCCCGUCCCCGUUCAGGUAAACCCUGGCAGCCAUUUUGUAGCCACAGCGUCCAGUGAGGAAGGGCACGCUGGUCAGGCAGGGGGGUUGUCCUUUGGCCUCGGCUUCUCUCCUCUUCCUGAAGUCGUCGAUCUUCCAGAUCAGUUUUCCGUCGUAGGACGUGGCCUCCAGCUCCUGCAGGUGCUGCUCGUUGUGGUGGAGCUGAGCGGCGUGGAGCUCCGAGAGACUCGAGUGAAGUUUCAGUUUCUCCUCCAAAGUCUCUGAGAAAGAAAGAAAGUAAAGUCAGCAUCUCUUCAAACGUGUGAAGAUGGUGGACCACAUCAUCGGACCUUCUAGACUGGCCUGAAACCGUCUCACUUUGAACCUCCUCAAGGAGCGACAGAAACAUCUCGACCUGAAUGGUUCCUCACUGAUUAGUUCUUCUCCAUUACUGGAUCAAACCGUUGAAGACAGUCAGGACAGGGUCACGCUCAGGUACUCUGAGGUUUUUGGAAAACUUCACUCACAUCUUCGCCUCCGGAGAAACGACCUUUUCUUUCUAACAUGGUUAACGUUCAGGAAAUCAUCUGAUAAGACAACAUCAUGGGCCUGAGGGUCUCAACAUCACAGAUCUGACUAACUUUGACCUCUAUGACCUCUAUGACCUCUAUGACCUCUAUGACCAUCUACGUGACGAUCCUCGGCGAGUACGCGCUGCUGAGAGUUUGACUUGGUCUUACCCAGAUGUUCCUUGAGCGCCUCAGCUGCUGAGACCUCCUGGAUCACGGCGUCCAGAGACUUCCUGAGCUGCUCCAGCUCCUCUCGACCCGAACAGAGUCCACGAGACACCUGCUGGACGUCCAGCUGCAGCGUGGACAGGAUGUCCUCCUGCCUGCUCAGAGUCCUCUGACCACAAAGACCGACCAAAGACAGAGAGGAGAACUUAUGGGGGGGUUCAGGUUUAGGAUUUAAAAACUGCAGUUCCUCUAAUGUCCACUUGAGGCUGUCUCCAAAAGUGAGUCAGUCCUCCUGCUCACCUGAGCUGCAGAGACGACGUGUUCAUGGCCGCUGCUCUGCUGCAGCAGCGGCUGGAUUUUCUUCUGCAAACCGGUCAGCAGUAAACUGUUGGCCUGGACCUCCUGCUGCCUCAACAGCGCCUCCUCUUGGAGGACCUCCACCUGUGCAAAGUGACAAUACUUGAAGGAAAGUCCUGGAGUCGGACGUCAGUGUGAAUCUGAUCUAAAAUACGAAAACCUAAAGUAAGACUGGACCGGUCUUCUUGUCUGGGUCGGUCCAGAAAGGUCAGAGUCUGCAGAUGACCGAGGUCCGAAUACGUCAAAGGAAACAGAAAAACGAUGUUCGAGUAACGAUCAACGUUCAGCGGUAACGAUCAGAAGAUGGUCGUUUGUUUUCAGUAAAAAUGAGUUUUUGUGAAACAGCUGCUGCCACCUAGUGGCAGGUGAGUAUUAUUACAAAAUACGGUUUAGUGUAAAACCUGAAAAUGACUCGAUGUGACAGUUUGUAAAACUAGAGAAACGCAAAUCUACUUUAUUCUUUAUUUCUAUGCAGCUUCAUUUAAAAAGAACAGAGCACACCUUCCUGUUUUCAUUGGCCCAUAUUCGCACAUUAGCCCCGCCCCCAACCACAGCUUUAGACCGGAUUAUGUAAGAAGUUCGUAAAACACUGAAGUUGAACAAUUUGAGUCUAAAUAUAUAUUUAAUUUCUCUUCGUAUUUCAGACACAUCUCUGAGGAUGAUCUGAUCUCCUCAGGUGUGGUCACCUGUUGCUCCAGGUGUGUGUUACUCCUCAGGACCAGCAGCAUGUGAUGGUUGACUGCCGUGUCUUCAUGCAGCUUUACCUUCUCCCUCUUAUCCUGCAGGAUGAAAACUUCCCAUCAGCCAACAGGAUAAGACCAGAACAUGGACCGAUCAGUCUUCAGGUGAACUCACCUGGACCAGGCAGCCGAACCUCCUGUAGGAACAGUCGACGUGAACCUCUGGACACGACUCUCGGUGCUCCGCCAGCUGAAAGAACACAGACUCAGACACUGUUGGUGGUUUUAUUGGAUCUGUGGGGUCAUGCACACCCCAGCUGCUGGACGUCUGAUUCUCAGAACCGCCCAGUCAGCAAACAUCAGUCCUUAUUGGACUUUGUUGACGGACAGUUACGGAUCUUUGUGUCCCCGCCUCCUCCAGGAAAAACAGCCUGAAGGACAUUAAAGCCUCGAUUCAUAGAUUCACGACCUCUGGUUCUUGAGGACGAAGGGUUUCCUGUUGUCUAUACAGAGUCUCAGCUUCGCUGUUAAUAGUCUCUCAGAUGUUGAAUGAACUGUUUGUGUUUCAUGAGGUGAAGUCUUUCCUGAACGAUCGCUGAGUUGACCUGCAGGGCCACCGUAGCUCUGUCCUCAAGAGGAGAAGAAAACUCUCAAAGUUUGUUUGUUUGUUGGACGGAGGUCAGAGCCGUCGUUUCUGAUCUAAACUCUGUCGGUCUUUAGUGACGCAGCGUCUGUCGGGUUAGUGUCUCAGUCAGUCCGUUUCCAUGACACUCGAGAAAACCGAAUUAUCGCCUUAUUCCGAUUAAGACCGGACAGCUGAAGGUCAUGUAAACACCUUAGUCCGACUUUAAUCGGAGUUUGAGAACUCUGAUUAUCAGACCAGAGCUGGAGGUCUUCAUGGAGGACUGAGUUCCUCCUGAUUUUGCUCUUUGUACCGACACUAAAGCCUGCUGACUUCUGAUUGGCCAAUUCAACACUUCCCAUCCCAAAGCUUGGUCCCACGUGUGCAGAUUCUAUAUUUUCAUGAUCUGUUCACAGAGAUGAGCUCACCUUGUGUCUAGGAACCUUCUGGGAGCAGCUGUGAGGACAGCCCACCUCCACCUGAAGACAGGAAGUCUGCAGGUGAUCCUGCAGGAUGACAGGAAGAGGACAUGGGCGGCAGGUUUAGAGGACGCUCUCUGACACAGGUUCACUUUCAUUUCCUCAAUUUACUUCUGCUUUCACCAAGAAUGACGUCUAGACCGGGUUCUUCAUGUUCACACCAAAACCAGCUUUUCAGGGAAAACCACAGACCGUCAAAAACCUGGACCUGGGCCUCUCAAAGACUGUCUCCAACCAGCUCUGGAUCAGUUUGAGAAGAAGCUCUAACACCUGUCAGUCGACUCAGUCGUGGCCCAGAUUAUGCCGAGUCAUGCUCACCUGUAAUCCUGAAUGAGCAGGUGAGUGCUGCUCCAUAAACUCACCGACACCGACCAGAACUGGAACAAACCGGUUCACUUCUGCUGUAAAGUUUCAACAUGGGGCUCCUGAGGAACCCUGACCCUAGAGGACACUCAAGGAACUGCAGUUUAUUGUUGUUCAUUCGGACCGACCUGGACCCUGCUGACAUCUGGGCCUGGAGGUCUGCUGUUGACUGAGGAGCUCAGCUGAGAGUCAGGGGAGGGCCUUACCUGAAUGAGGUUGAGUCUGAUUGGCUGCUGGCAGUGUGGGCAGGGCUCUGUGCGGUGAGGACAGGUGCUGGUCAGGUGUUCCUGCAGGUGUCUCCUCUGUGGCGCCGCCCUGCAGCCUGGAUUGGUGCACUGCAGCUGCUCGUACUGACACGAGCUGAGGUGUUCCUGCAGAGGAGGAAACAUCCACCAGGGGGCGUUAUGACAGAACAAUCGGUGUUAAAAUUAGGUGCUUUUCUGCUGCAGCAACUUUCCCCAGGAGCAAGAACCUUUGGAGGAACUCUUUGUAUUCUUAUGGCAGGAACCAGGGUCUGAAUGUAGGUCUGGGGUACUUGAUCUAGCCCUUGAAAGUCCCUGCUCAAGUGGAAGUCCUUUCAGACCUUUGUCCCUGAAGACAGUCUCGUUAAUAUUGAAGACCAGGUCCUUCAUUGACAUACAGGAGGCUGUGCUCUGGGACCAGAACCCAGCAGCUCACCGCGCCCUUUUAUUUGAAGUCUCCGCUGAUGGUUUUUAAAGGUUCACUUGGUGAUUUUCAGAGGAAUGAAGAACCUGAGGAGUGACUUUAAACUCUGAAACAGAGUCAGGUACCAUCAUCUCUUCACGCCACUGCCAAUGGCAUCAACACACUACACACACAUGGAUUGAUGGAUGAAUAAGUACCUGCAGGUGCUGCAGUGUGACCACAGAGGUGCAUGCUGGGAAAUUGGUGCAGUAAACUUCCAAACAGGAGAUUUCUCGUCUGCAGCAGUUGUCCUGGAAAACCUGCAGGAAGAAAAACUUUGAGACACGUCUGAGUUUGAGAUCCUGACGUCUUUUUCUCAGGAGUGACUGUGUUCAUAUAAAGGGGGCGGAGCUACAUGACAACAACAAUUAAUCAGCCGAGGAGGAGGCGCCCCCUCCUGGACACUAGAGAUUACGCCUGUGAGUCACCAAAAGUGCGCUUCACUUUUUCGUCUUUACCCGAAUACUGUCUGAACUCGUGACAUCGGCGCCACGCUAAGCUAACAUGUCAUUUGAAGCUGUUUCUGACCUCAGCAGGAGUGAUCACGGCGCCAUCUACUGGACAAACUGGGCUGGAGGGUGAAGAGCUCUCCCUGCGUGACAGAACAGACUGGUGUUAAAGGUGGUCUGCAGCCAUGAGAGUUGGUUUUAAGGUGGACUGAAUCAGUGUGGAGUGGACUGAUGGAGGUGGACCAAAGGUGAGUUUUUUUCUUUCCAAAUACAAACUGAUGAAAAAUGUGUCAUGUGAUGUGUGCGUCAUUCUCAGGUGGGAGAGUGUUUUAAGGUGGACCGGGUCCUACAGCAGUCCCUGGAGACAGUGGUAGCAGUAGAUGUGUCCACAGGAGUUCUGCUGGGGGUUGAGGACCACUCCUCCGCAGACAGGACAGACAAACUCCUCCUUCAGCGCCAACACAAACUUCAGGGAGCGCUGGCGAGAUGUCAGCUCAGACUCCCAGGAGCCUACAGGACCCCCAGACCUCAUCCUGGACUCCUCAGACCUCAUCAUGGACUCCUCAGACCUCAUCCUGGACUCCUCAGACCUCAUCAUGGACUCCUCAGACCUCAUCAUGGACUCCUCAGACCUCAUCAUGGACUCCUCAGACCCUCCAGGCUGUGUGUCUGCUGUUUCCAUGAGAGUCUGCACAGACCACAGAACAUAAAGCAGAGAGCGUUGACGUCUCUGACCUCAGUGUCCGAACAGUUUAAAGUCAUUUUUCUGAUCAAACUCGGAGCAGAAAAGCGUUUUUAACUACCCCUACAUUUGCCCAGUCUUAGUUAAAGGAUAUUCAAGCACCGAGUUAGACCCCCCCUCCAGAGAUGAAUGUUGUCGACCGCUUCCUUCUCUAGUCAUACCAACUUUAGUAACGACCGCAGGAUAGAAAUACAGAGAGUCACGCCCUCAACCAAAACGCCACUCUAUAGCCACAAAUAAUGCUCAGAACAGCACCUAACUUCAUCAACAGGACAAAGAGGGUCUCAUAUUUUACGGCGGAAUAUCCCUUUAAAGUGGGACUCCAGGACCUGGUCUGCUGGGUUCACUAAGCGUUGGUGAGAGAAGAUCUGAGGACACACAGUGAGAAACAUGAACAUAGAAGGACUUUUUACAAACACGCUGCUGAGGACAUAAAAAACUUUUAAGGAGUUUAAAGUUUAAAGAUUCUUCUUCUAUCGACCUUUGAAGACAAACUCUGUUACUGAUCAGCUCUUCGAUCAGUUUCGUGCUGCUCCCGGUGAUACCCCUGCACGUGGUCAUGAAUAAUAACUGAGUAAUGACUGAAUAAUAACUAAUAAAGAUGAAAGUAUGAGGCUCAGAUCAGAGUCUGCUCUCACUCACCUGCUGACAAACUUUUCUGUUCCCGCUCAAGUUUUUACUUUCACUUUCUCCUCAGACACAUGGACGAGCACCGAGGUCCGAGAGGAGCUUCAUCAGAGUCAUCUUUGAUUUCCAACUGUUAGUCCCGCAGAUCCAGACUGCUCUCUCUCUCAUUUAUCGAUCUGAUCUGUGAUUAUUGGCUGUGUGUGUGUGUGUGUGUGUGUGUGUGUGUGUGUGUGUGUGUGUGUGUGUGUGUGUGUGUGUGUGUGUGUGUGUGUGUGUGUGUGUCGGUACAUCAGCGGCAGUAACUCAGGAAAUAAUGACACCAGGAAGUGACUCAGCUCCUCCAACCACCUGCUGCAGAGCAACAAGCUCCGAGAGACCUUACCUCUAUCAUUAUUAUUAUUAUUAUUGUUAUUGUUAUUGUUAUUGUUAUUGUUAUUAUUAUUAUUACUAUUAUUAUUAUUAUUAUUAUUAUUAUUAUUAGUAGUAGUAGUAGUAGUAGUAGUAGUAGUAUUGUUGUUGUUGUAAUUUACACAAGUUCAGGUAUUUACAGGACUGCAGUUAUAUCAUACUCUACAGUUUCACCAGGAAAACCCUCAACAGGAAGAUCCAAAAAUAUCAGGAUGAACAAAGUACCAGAGAAUAAAUAAUUAUCUUCAUUAUUCAAUCGAUAAUUAAAUGUGUUUUACAGCUGAAACAGAGGGGCUUAUUACCAGGAUUUAACGGACUAAUAAACUCUACAUUACCUGUGAAGAAGGUGUGACCGUAAAAUCUGAAGGUGUCUCCGUGUCCCUGAUCCAGAAUUUAGAAAAACCGAGACGGAUAUUUACGAGUGAAGCCGAACAUUUACGAGUGAAGCCGAACAUUUACCAGACUCUAGAUAUUCACAUGAUUUUAUUUUUAAACCAAAUUUUUAGUUUUUCCACAUGUUUACUUUUAGUUUUGCCAUAAUUUUUUGUUUCAGAUAUAUAAAAUAUUUUUUAGAGAAAAAAGGUAAACAAGUUAAAAAGACGUGAAUUCCUGCCGUGUUUCUGUGAGAAGGCAGGUGUUUAAAAAGGCAGAUUUUUUUCCUAAUAAUUGUUCAUUCGUUUUCUUUUCGUGUCAGGAACUUAUCUGUUCGGUUCUGUUUCAUUUAUAAAGUUAAAUUAUUGUUUUUACGGAGUUUUAUUUCUGUCUGUUUUUGUCCGGCUGAAUAAAGUUUCGUUGAAUGUGACGUCACGCGCUGUGCCAUGACGGAAGGACAGAGUGGCGGGAAGAAGCUAACAGGUGUGGUGCCGUAAAAUGGACCCCUAAACCCCCCGGACAGCCCCCCAAAAGAGGACGUGUCCGGGUAAAAGAGGACGUGUCCGGGUAAAAGAGGACGUGUCCGGGUAGAAGAGGACGUAUGGUCACACUAACAUAUGUACCGUCACCGCCGCGCUGAGGCGGGGCAGCAGCGGCUGAGGAGGAGGCGGUGUUCAACAGGUGUUGUGUCGUAGAAUGGACCCCUGACAGAGCGCGGUUUAAAGUCCAUAAUAGGGCGAAAUAAUCCAGUUUUCUUUACCGUUGGGUGGAUUCUAAAGCGUGUGCCUUUAAUGAUUUAAUUUAUUCAGAUAAGCCGAAAACAACAGUCCUCUGGUUCUGAGUAUUUACUGUCCUGGAAGUAUAAUCUCCACGGCGGGGGUCCAUUCUACAGCACAACACCGGAACCGUUCAGGUGGUCAUCUUCACCUGCUCGUUAUUCAGGUAUGUUAAAGUAAUUCGACAGAGUUUUGACUGAUAUAUCUGUAUCCUUGAGUCGUAGUUUCAGGGAAUACGAAGGUUCUGUUGACUUUGUCAGAACCAGCAGAACCCUGAAGAUGAGAGAAGAGCCGAACUUUUGGAGGACUCACAGAUCCAUGUUUGGUGCUGUGGAUAUUUCAGCCUGUUGACCUGCUGCAGGAUUCAUUAAAAGUGUGAGUAACCUCUGACUGAAUGACCUCUCAGGCCAGGUUAUGAACUUCCUGUUUUCAUUGACAUGAUCAACAUAACCAUGAGGUUACUGUAAAAACAGACACCAGCAGCUUCACUUUAACAUCGAUAUUUAAUCUGCUAAAACUCAAAAGACUCCACGAGUGACUCCAGGAUUCAGUGACAUUUAAUGUUUGUCCAAAAAAAAGGAUUAAGAGCACUUUCACAAUCAUUUUACACCCAGUCCAACAUGUUAGCACCGGGAAGAAGAAUAAAUAAUGAUGAGGCAGACGGACGGCACACCUGACCCUCAGAGUCAGACGCUCAUGUUGAUGAGGAUGAUGAAGGUUCUUAGUUUGACUAGACAACAGAACAACCCGAAGAAAUGUUAAGGACACAAAAAUGAGAAUUUCACACAAACUGCAAGAUGUCUGAGAGUUUAACUUUUAGAGUCUAAAAUCAGUGAUCGAAUGAAAAAGUGCAGCUGCUGAUAGCUAAUGGGUUAGCCACAGCUAAAGGACAACAAAUACAGGUACCAAACUGUACACAUAGACAUCUACUGCUACUGUACACAACACUGAGGCCUUCAGCUUCAUCGCCAUCUACUACAAUAAAACACCAUGCCAGAUAUUGACCUCUUCUUAGGAAUACACCGCCAUGCUGGGUGAAAAAUAAAGUGAUCUGUUCAAGAUAUGAAAAGAAAGAAGUAUGUUGAAAUCCUCUCUGCCAGUUUAGACUCAAACCAACAAGUCGUACUGUGUGUUUUCAGAGUCUAAUAUGUUAAUCAAAUUCAGAAACUCUCUCCAGCAACAACAGCUGUAUUUUUCCUCUGUGAGUUUGACGAACAAAACCUAAACCAGCAGCUGUUGGACUAAAGAAAACAAAGUUCCUGGAGACUCAGAGACACGAGGCCGGACAACACCCGUCUUUGGUUUGAGUCUAAACAGAAUAAAAAGAACAACCAACAAUAUAUUCUUGAACCCAGAACAGUACAGAGAACUUUUUUUCAUUGUUUGAGUUACAGCUUUUGGAUUGAAUACAACAAACAUAGGGAGCCAAAAGUGGCAUCACUGACCUGAGAGCCUUUAGCACCCCCUACAGGUGAAGUGUUUACAUCCAGGGCCCAGAAUACUUCACAAAGAUUUUAAAGGGGUUAAAAGUUUUAAAUUACACAGAUUAGAAGUUUACCUCUUUUCUUGCUUUUGAACCGCCAUGUUUUAGGUAUUCAGCUAUUUUCAGACCAGACAGAAAAAUAUCCUUCAACUCUUUGAAGUCUUUUCAAGAAUUUAAAACAGACUAAAUCGAGCAGGGACCGUAAACCAAUCAAGCUUUAGAUACUCACUGGGCUCCUAGUCAGAGUGACUAAAUCUCCGACAAAUUAAGGAUAUGUUUCUGUAUGAAUUUAUGUUUGUGGUUAAUGUGGGUUUGUCACAACCUGAUGAAAAACAAAAGGGAUCCAGUAUUGAACCCUGAGAGACGCCAUGUGUCUGAAGGGGAUUAAGAAAAGAUCGAAGGCUCUUGCUCAAAACAGCCGAACAACCUCGACUGUAAACUCACCCAGCAGGCACAAAGCAUGACAGUUUGGAGGGGAAGACGAACUUUAACCCCCCCGCCCCCACACACACACUGUUCACUGUCUUUCUUGGAUGUUGUAGAAUGUAAACAUGUCACCUCCAUGUUCAGGUGCGGUAACAGAAAGAGCUGAUUGGAUGUAGUGAAAACACAGUCGUCGUGUUGAGGAAUAAAGUCAAACAGAUUUCCGCAGCAGAGAGCUUUCGUUGUUGAGAGUUCAUUAGUGGAGAGAAGAGGAAGAGGCCGUCUCUGAUUGGUGUCCAGCCAGGCUUGGUUGCUGCUGCUGGGAGGAGCUUGGCCCUGAUCCUCCAGAGUUACCACAGAGGGUCAUAGGAGCUGAAGGGCGGGGGUUAAGGCGGGGAGGAAGGGGGUUGGAUGGGCGGAUGAGAGGCGGAGGCUGCUGCAGGGUGGGGCGAGGCUGCAGGAAGCGGGCCUGCUGUUGGAGCGGCGGAGGCUGGCGAUGCAAAGAGGGGGUGGCAGGGAGGGAGGGACGCAAGAGAGGAGGGGGCUGAUGGAGGGAGGAGGAUGAGGAGGAGGAGGAAGAGCUGGAUGUCACUGGUAUCUGAGCUGAAGAGGAAGUGGAGGCAGCAGGAGACGCACCAGAUGAGGUCACCUGACCCUGCAGAGAAAAGAGGGCGGAGUCAUUACCACCUCAUAGUGGAAUGGGAAUGGAAUAUCUUCAGCAUGUUUACGCUUCAGUCAGACUCAAACUGGCCUUCGUGUUCUUCGAUUAAAAAAAAUCGUGAUAAUUAUCGAGAUCGAACGAUAUGACAAAAUAUAUUGUUAACAUUUUUUUGCCAGAUCGCCCAGGCCCAUGUAGAUGCUCUCUGCAUGAGGAGACCAGCCGUCUACUUUCACGUGACUUUGAUGGUAACGAAACAAAAACAAAGAAAUCUCAAGCUCAUCUAGUAAACAAACACAAACACGACCCCUCUUUCCACUUCACCGUCUCACCUCUUCGUCCUCUUCGUCAGUGCUCUUCCCCGACGGAGUGGUGGAGCUGUUCUUCCCCUCCUCUCCAGAGGUGGCACUGUCUCCGUUGGGGGCUCGCGUCCCCUGCUCCGCCUCCCACUCCUGCAGUACUUCAUCCAGGUUGAACCGUCUUCGGUAGUUUACGAAGAAGUUCUUCACCUGGCCCACCGUCUUGUUCCCGAUGACGUCAGCGAUGGCCUGGAAGUCUUUCCCAUAUUUCCUCACACCUGAAGAACAUCAGAGAUGAAUUUUAAUAAAUAAACACACAGAAGAAGAAGUCAUGUGGGACCCUGACAGACGGUCUUAUCUUGAGUUUCAAGUUUCAAGUAAGAUUGAUGAUAUCUGGAGCUCACCUUGAACGGCCAGCAGCUGUUCGUCUGUGGUCCAGCGGGCGUUCACCUUCUGGUUACUCUAUGGAGACAAAGAGUUUACAGAGCUUCAGUGUAUUACUGAAACGUGUUUGGGUGGUGGUUGCUGUUUUUGUUGUUUUGGAGCAGUCUGUAACACCUCAGGCAUUCUGAACUCUUCAAUCCCAGACUCCAGGAUGUGCUUCAGUCCGCUGUUCAUCUGUUUGGCAUUCUGCACCUGAAGAUCCAAACACAAACUCAAUUAACUGUGAACUCAUAAUCUCUGAUUUGAUUAAAAAAAAAAGCCAAAGUUUCUGGGCAGGUGUCCUGCUCACUAAUGGUCGUUUCCCAGAAUACUACCUGCUGUUCAGGCUGCUGCUGCGGUGACGGCGAUUCAGGUCUCAGAUGUUAUUUCUGGGGUAAUAGUUUAUUAUUGCUGUUACUUUGUUUAUCGUCUAUUAUCAAGUACAUUAGUUUGAAGAAUGAUGAAACUUUUGCUUCAGUUUUCUUCAAUGUUCUCAUUUUUACAUCUGUGAAAUGACUCUUCAUCUAUUUAAUGGGAGUGUCUCCCAGAAUAAGAUCGCACUGAGACGGGUCGGUCACAGUUCUCCAGAGGGAUCUCUCUCCUCCUCCUUGUUAUAUUUUCAGAUGGCGUAGUGAGAAACGUGUCCAGUGAAGCAAAGUAACAUUCAGUUUUGGUGCCGGUUGUGGUUGCCAUUGUUUCCAUCUGAGCAUGAGUGAAGGUGAGGCGAGCUCACGCCUACAGAGCUUCACAGUUGACUUGAUUACCCCGGGGACUCAUUUUUGCUGUUCCAGCCCAACUUGUUGUGCUCUUCCAUCCGCUCACCUCCACUUCUUUUUGAAAUUUAACUUGUAGAUGGGUAGGAAAAAAUCUGGAGGAAGCCAGAGAGGAACUUUGGCCAAAUCAGGUGUCUUACUUUGACACAUAACAAACACUGAAAAUUCAGGAGGUUUUUCAGGUGUGUGUGACCACGGUUUGAGUGACUUUAUGGACACUGAAGGGUGAACAAAAGAUUCAAUCUUCAUUCUGGCGAUUAGAAGUCCGAUUGCAUGGUGUUUAUUUAUGUUUACUGAAACUUCAUUUUCCUUUUCUUCUGCUUCACUUUUCUUGGUUCCUCUCUGUGAUGAAACAAGAAGACAAGAGAAAAGUGUCGUGACCUCUCACCUGUCUCUUCAGGGACACCAGCUCCAUGUCCAGCUGACGGAGGAGGGUGUUAGCGGCGGAGGAGCUGCAG